AUACACUCGUUUCGUGUAUUGGUCCAUUGUAAAAUUAAGUCAAUUUGGCGGUUGUAUUUCAUUAUUUGUUAUGAUGGAACAGCUAAACAUGCACUUAAGGAUUCUUUUAAUGGAGUUGAACUGUACUAUUUAAGUAUUAUAACUAGUUAACUACAAUUUGUUUUGUUUUUUAACAGCCCCGGGAUUUUUGAUUUUGUCAGUAUGAGUUUCUCCGUUCCUUCUUGGGAGAAGGAUCACUUGUGGAUGUAUCUUUGUGGAAUGAAAUUUGAUGCGCUAGCCGCCGCAGCUGCCGCCCAUAAGUCGCAGCAUACUCGUAUUAACCUGGGAGUAAAUAUGUUUGAGAAGCCGAAUAAGGAUGCUUUUUAUAUUGUAUCACAUUUUCUAUUUGAAAAAUUGGACCGGGCUCGUUGUAAAGAUGCAUUUAGAUUUUGCUGGCCCCCACUGGACAAAAAACAAGAUGCCGAGUAUCGUAAAGUUUGCCUUGACUGGAUGAGAGAAAUUUCAGAUGAAUCUGGGAGUGGCUUUCCUCAAGUGGCAGCCUCUUUAUUUCUUUCUCCAGGUGGACCCAAAUUUAUUCACUUAAUGUACCAUUUUGCAAGAUACGUUUUGACACAAGAAAUUAAAAAAGAUGCAAUAGGCAUUAAUUUAGUGCGUCCAAAGUCUUCAGAGAUGGUGAUAGCAAGGCAUAAUAUGGUGUAUGGUCGAUUUCUCAAAGCAUGUCAGAAGCAAGAUUUAAUUCUUGGUGACUUCCAGAGAAGAGUACUGGCCUUAACUACUGAAAUAAGAACACUGAAAUCUGAAUGUGCAUCAAUGGAAAGUGAACUUCAAAAGAUGAAUCGAAUAGCUAUUUGGGACCACAGUCGGAGAGAAAAUGUGGUAAAAAAGGUCCGUUCUAUUUGGAUGGUAGUGAUGGAUACUCUGUCCAGCUUGAGGCAGGAGAAAGAAAUUUUGGACUCCAUUCUCAAAGGUGAUGUUGAUCUGUAUUUAUUAGAUGGAACUGAAGUCCUUGUAAAGAUUCCACGAAGACUGCUGGCUCGAGUAGAAGAGGACAUGAACGCUGUUAACGAGAAUAUAUAUGAAGCUGGGAAGCUGAAUUUUCUUACACUUCUUAAAGUUUUAAAUAUAGCCCUACAGUAUUUAUGUGAAGAAAGACAAAAGGCCGACCCUCAAGGGUUAGAAUUUGAUAUUAAAAGUAUUGAAGACAAAAUCAAGUUACAUGAAGAGACCUUAGCUGGACUCAAGUGCUGCAGACAAAAGGUAAAAGAAGUACACAUGCUCAUAAGGGAUUCCGUUUCUCAGAAAAUGAUGGAAUGGUCAGAAAAAUGGGAGAGAUUCCUUGGUCAAGAUCCUUAUUCAUUAAUGGAAAAUAACCCAACUCUAGAACUGCUUCCAUCAGUGGGACCACUUUCCUUUGAAUCUGCAUCAGAAGACGAUUUUAGAAGUUGUUUGAUUACUCGAUACCCACCUUCAGUACCGGAUUAUUUCAAGACAGAAAAUUAUGUGCAGGGUGUGGAUGAAGUGGAAACUACAGUCGGAGUCACUGUACCUGAUGCUUCAAAACAGUUGUCUUCUUGGAGGUUCUCCUCUUUGCCUAUGGAUCUCUACACACCCUCCAAAGUGAAUGAUUUUACAUUUCUCGAAGAUGUUGAUGCACAAGUAGAGCCAUAUGUCUUCUCUAUUCGUUGUGGACUGCUCCCAAGAGAGAACUUGCCUUUGAAACUUCAAGAAAAGCAGUUAGAGGAAGAAAAGGUUGGAUUAAGUUACAGUGCCGAGAAUCUGUUAAAAAUUGGAUCUGCAUUCUCGUUAUACUGUGUGUGUGAGCUGCUUACAGUGAGGCCUGCAAGCUCAAACAUACUACAGGAACUAGUAAAGUUUGUGAUGCUAUCCCAGGCUGACUUCCUUAACACUGCUAAUUUGAAUACAGAAGCAACCUUAAUGUUUGUGAUGUACAAGGAAAUUUGGACUUGUAUUGCUAGUCUUGUUGCCUCACAGCAAGAGGAAGAUACACUGAUUGAAACACCUGUACCAAGCAAGAAUCUUGCCCAAGAAGGACAUUCUGCUUCUGUGCACAGAAAAUAUGAUCAAUCAGAAAUGCGUAAAAAGAUGAAGACUUGUAUGAAGGAGCAGAAAGAGACCAAAAUGAGAGAAGACCCCCUGAGCAUGGCUUAUACCCAGUUAGCAAAACAGAUGGCUGAUGAAGUUGUGUCAGUGUUACCAGUGACACCUGGAGGAAAGGGAAUGGAAUUUAAUGAAAUGUUUACUGCAUUAGUCUCUGAUCCUUUUUCAGCAAGAAAGCAGAUCCCACGAACUCCAGAAAAUCUAAUUUCAGAUAUCCGAAACUCUUGGAGGAAGGCAGUUGCCACCGAGUCACCAUCAACAUUUGUUACUACAGUAGAGGAGAUGGUGAAAGAGUCGCAAUCAGAAAUCAGCCAUGCGUGCCCUGACCCACUGGAGUCCACUGGUGCCUGUCUUUUGUCAACAAGUAAUGUAUCUGAUGUUCUUCGGUCAUCUAUUACUGAUCAGCAUGCUUCUGUGUGCCUGUCAAAUGCUGGUGAAGUGGAUGCUGUAGAAUUAUGCACUGACAAAGAAGAUGAAUUUCAUCAUGAAAGUGGGACACUGGCAGAAAGCAAGAGACUGGAUGUAGAGCAGCAGGAAAACAGUAAUUUAAAGACAGACCUGAUAAGUCUUUGUGAUGAUGUCCAAUACAAGAACUUAAGACUUGAAGCAUCUCCCAUCACACCUGCUGAAAUAACUGCUGUUGAAAACUCUGUUUUUGAGGAAACAAAAGUGGAGGAUAGACAUCAGUUCACAUUUGGUGCAUCCUAUGAUGAUUCAUUGCAUACCACCUGGUCAUGGAACUCUCUGCAGAUGUUUCAUAGCAUUGAUAGCAGUGAUAGUCAUGAGGUGAUCCUUAGCAUUCAUCAGGAAACUCUUCCAGAGGAAAAUGAUACUUUAAGCUUGAAUAGUUCCAGGUGCAUGGAGUCUGACAAAGAAGGCAGUGUUGAAGUGGUACAAGAACAAGCAGCCAGUGGAUACUCAGAGGAGCUGAGAGAGGACAGUGAUGUUCUGCUGGAACGUAAAAUAGACUUGCAGGACAUACGUAGCAGAUUGGAACAGUUAAAGAAAAAUGCAUGUCAUAAUGUAAAGACUGAUAAAUCACUCACUAAAUACAAAUCUGACUCUGCUUUAUAUGACAGCCCAGCAGGGAGGGUGUUUUCUUUGGACCUAGAAUAUUUAAAAACCCCUUCACGUUCAUCUAUGGAUAAGACAUGUUCUGCAGAUGAAGAUUUUUUGGAGUCCCUAAAACAUUACGGACAAGAAGAGAGAUGGAUGUCAGGUGAAGGAGAGGAUUCUGCUUUUGGCCAACAGUCACUUUUGGAUGAAACCGCUGAUGGAUGAUUAAUACAGUCAUUUGCAUUAACGGUAGUGGAGUGGAGGUCAAUUUGGUGCUGAUUAAACAUGCAGAGAAUACUACAUUUUGCAGUAAAAUACACAAGGCUGACUUUUUCUCUGAAAAAUUCAGCAUUAUACUUUGAUUUGGGAAAGGUGCGUCUUUAAUGAAAUUUGAAAUGUCUAGGUUGGAAAAGGUGCAUCUUUAAUUAAAAUCUGCUGUUUAAUUUCACAAAUGAACUGAAUUAAUUUACAGACUAUGCAGAUGCAUAUUUUUCUUCCAGAGCUUGUAAGAAGGGAAAUUGUGUUUGAGAUGGUUAAGCUGCAUUGUUAUACAUGCAAAAACUGUACUAAAUCUUUCCUGUUCGCUGUCCCAUAUUUUAUCCUUUUUUUCCCCUUUUUGGCAGCUUUUCUAAACACUCAGACUUUGUGUGAGCAGAAAGAAGUAAGUAAAAUGACAAACUUAUUACAUGAGGUUAUGAGCUUAUCCUGUAGUGGAGGGUACCUUAUUGCAUAUACAAAUUUAAUUUUUUCACUGUUAACUUACUGGGUGUCUUUUAUGCUUAACUUUUCAAAUGUGUAACAUCAGUAUUUGUUCGUGUUGCUGUAUAUGUUAAAUUAUGAAACUAUUGUCUUAAAGCAUCUUGAGUAUCUUAAUGUCAAGUUUUUUUUUGCAUUGCACUGCAUCUUUAUGACUUGUCAGUUUCUAAGUAAUAUUUUCUUGUGUCUUGUCAAUGUUUGCAACAUUUUUAAACUUGACUUUUUCAGGUUUUUGAUAGCCUAGAAUUUGUACGCUUUCAUUUGUCAGCUGUGACUAUAUCAGAUGGCAUCUGUGAUGUCAGCCAUGUUAUUAGACAUUAAGAAUAGGGUGCGUUUCCUAUCCCUGUAGCACAGAAGGAUAAAGUCACGACUGUUAACCAGACUACUGUUUGAUAAAGCAGCAUGACAUGGGAGGGUCAGGUAGUAGAAGAUAGGCUUGAGCAGCCAAUAUUAGCUCACCCUUUCUGGGGAAGGGGAGUUGGCCUGAUCCACUGGUUUAGCAAUAGUUUCUUUAAAGUAAACAGUCUGUUAUGGAGGAGGCCAGGGCAGGCAUGCAAUGUUGAGCGGUUUACAUGCUGCUUAGUUGGGGGUGAUAUGGGUGGGAACAUGUAUCACUUCCCACCUAGACAGCCAUUGAGAGUGUGGCUGUCUGUGCGGGCAGUGAUAGUCAUUUGGAGUAUACUGGCUGUAUAUUGAGAUGGGGUUAGGAGGGAUGUGGCAGGGAUUUCUCUGCGACUAGUAAAUUGGCGUACUUCCAACCCCCUGACUGCUGCCUGUGCAGAAACAAAUGAACUACUCAGGUCUCCAAAUGGUAAGGUUUUGGAAUACCUGGCUAUUGCCCUUGGAGGAACAACUAAGCUGAUGGGGCAUUAGUAGUGUGGCCACUGGAAAGGUUGCUUUGAAAAAAAGUUAUAUUUCUGCAAAUUCAUCUUUACCUGGAGGGUCUAAUGAUCCAUUACUGAAACAUGUUAGCAAAAUUCAGUAUCAUCAGAUGGGGCACUCCUUGGAGAUGCUGCCUAUGUGGAAGUGGGUUGGGGAUUCAGAGAAGGUAGUUACAUAAUUAACAAAAACUAUUAUUGGCUUAUUACUUCUAUGAAAGUUGGUUUCUCCUGGAGGGUAGAGCAGCAAAAUUAAUGCUACAGGUUAGCGGACAAAGGUGUUUACAACAAAGAAGAAACUUUACUUUUACCAUUAUAUUUUAACAGCAGCCUUUUAAAAGUGAGGCAGUUGAAAGUAAAAAAAAAAAAAAGGCAUGUUCAUUGCCUGCUAGUAAGGGAUAAUACUUGUGUCAAGGGAUAGGUUGGAAAUACAAGCGGCUUGGUAGAUUUAAGAACAGUCUGUACACUGCUUAUGGGCAGACAAAUUAAGACUUUGCCUGUUUGGAAACUAAUAAAGAUAAUUUGACUUUUUCAUUCAAACUCUUAUUUUAACCUCUUUACUUCUGUGUAGCAGCUAGUAAGCAGUACAGUUUGCUAAUGUUUAGUUUUACCUGUAGCUCUAGCUGGUUAUAUUUAAACCCCAGCACAUUACAGCAGUGUUUCAGUAAAAGAAGUUGAACUAUGUUCCCACUCUAGUCUUGCUAGUGUUCCACAAAAAUGUUUGCUGUCUUAUUUAGUAGUUUUUGUCAUUGAAAUGAAAUUGAAUUUCUUUGCUUUACAUCAAGGAAAUUGUAAGUUGGUCUUGCAGGCUAAAUUGUUAAACUAAAUAUUGCACUUAAAAAUUAAUUCAUAAUUAUCUGUAUUAGCAUCAUUGUAAUUAAUAAACAUAUACCUGGCAAAUUUAA
Molecule: messenger RNA, 5713 nt
Organism: Protopterus annectens (West African lungfish)
Lineage: Eukaryota; Metazoa; Chordata; Ceratodontiformes; Protopteridae
Gene: HAUS6
Product: HAUS augmin like complex subunit 6
Exons: 20
Coding region: 202-3399 (1065 amino acids)
Biological process (GO): spindle assembly
Cellular component (GO): HAUS complex; mitotic spindle microtubule
Molecular function (GO): microtubule binding
Source: RefSeq, a predicted model, not a curated record